GCGGAGCUGCUGGGCCGCUGGCUGGCGGGCGGCAUGGGGCUGUGAGGCGGCCGGGCAGCGCCCAGGCCCCGCGCCCGCCAUGCCAGGCAAAGCCCAGCACUUCCAAGGUCCCCAGGUCAGCUGCUGCACCAAGUACCUGCUCUUCGCCUCCAAUGUGCUCUUCUGGUUGCUGGGGGCUUCCUUUCUGGCCAUUGGUCUGUGGGCCUGGGCAGAAAAGGGUGUGCUUUCCAACCUGUCGUCCAUCACAGACCUGGGUGGCUUUGACCCUGUCUGGCUCUUCCUUGUGGUCGGAGGGGUGAUGUUCGUCCUGGGGUUUGCUGGCUGCAUUGGAGCCUUGAGGGAAAACACUUUCCUGCUCAAGUUUUUCUCUGUGUUCCUGGGGCUCAUUUUUUUCCUGGAGCUCACGGCUGGUGUCCUGGCCUUCAUCUUCAAGGACUGGAUCAAAGAUCAGCUCAAUUUCUUCAUCAACAAUAACGUCAAGGCCUACCGCGAUGACAUCGACCUGCAGAACCUCAUAGACUUUGCUCAGGAAUACUGGUCUUGCUGUGGGGCUCAUGGCCCUAAUGACUGGAACCUCAACAUUUAUUUCAACUGCACUGACUCCAACCCCAGCAGGGAGCGCUGCGGGGUGCCCUUCUCCUGCUGUGUCAAGGACCCUGCGGAGGAUGUUCUCAACACGCAGUGUGGCUAUGAUGUCCGCCUUAAACUGGAGCUGGAGCAGCAGAGCUUCAUCCAUACCAAAGGAUGUGCUGGCCAGUUUGAGAAAUGGCUCCAGGACAAUCUCAUUGUGGUAGCCGGGACUUUUGUGGCCGUUGCGCUGCUCCAGAUCUUUGGUAUCUGCAUGGCACAGAACCUCGUGAGUGACAUCAAUGCCGUGAAAGCCAACUGGUGACACCAGAGCAAGGCCUGUGCCGCCUUCCCCAGACCCGCAGCGCCCUCCGCAGGACUGAAGCUGCAAUCCUAGCCACGGCCACAGGAUGCUGCUGUGCCAUUAACCAGCUGUUUUGUGUGUGGGUAGCCAGCGCUACCGGUAUUAAUGGCUCCCCAGUGCCCUUCCAUAUCGUCCUCUUCUUGGUUGGGGUGCACAUGGCGUAUGAGCUGCGGGUGGCCAAUGUAAAUAGUAUUUAUUAUAGGACAUUCUGGACGGGACUCCUUCCACUGCUACCCUCACUGCAAUAUUUGUGGAGCCAGGCGGCCUGUUGCACGCGCAGGCCAGAGACACUGAAGGCCAAAUAACACAGGGAGCUCUGGGGCUGAGUAGGUGCUACAGGAACCCCAGGCGGAUAAGGCACAGCCCGUGCGGCUUCUCGAUAGGAAGCUGGUUGGAACCACCAUCUUGUUUCUGCUGCCUGGUGCAGCCCUGACAUUUGUACCCUCCCUUAAGCCUCUACUUCAGGAGGGGAUGUCUGUGGCUCAUCUGACCUUGUUGGACUCCAGCUCCCAUCGGCCCUAGGUGGUGGGCAAGGGAUGAUGGGAGUUGUAGUCCAGCAACAGCAGGAGUGCCAUGGGAUCACCAUCCUUGCUGUACUUGAAUUUUCUGUGCUCCCCUCUCUCUCUCCAUCUGCUCAGGUCUCCUCUCUGUUGGGGGAUUGGAUUAGGAGGACACGAGGUUUAUGUACCCUGCUCCCCACCCCCAUGCAAACCAACAUGACUGUUGGCUUAUGUGGGUCACACUGUUGGUCUCUGCCCCUUCUCUCUGUGUCUUAGGAUCAGAACCCAGCCCAAAGUAUUAAGCAUAGGACAAGACCCGCUGCUGCAUCCCCUUUCCCAUCACAACUCUGCCCUUCCUGCUUUGUUUUCCAAAGGGUCUACAGGGGCCCCGUUUUGACAGCUAUGCACACACAGGCAAAGCUGGACAUGGGUUCAGCUGCUUCACCCAAGAGAGAGAGAGCCAAUCUGUACAAAAGCUGUGUUGGGUUUAAAGCACUGGAACAUGGCUAGCACCUGCUCUGGCACAAAGAGUAAGACUACCUUGUGAAUCAGAGAGAGAGAGAGAGAGAAACUACAUGUUUCUUUAUCUCCAGGCUUAGCUGGAUUCACUUGUGUGGGAAAUAUGCAAACCUUUGUAUGCAAUUCCAUCUCCUUUCAUGUAUUUGUCUGUGGGACCCACAGGGAGCACUCCUGGCUAAGCUGAACAAAGUUUUGGCCUUGCCUGCACCUCGUGCUCUGUCCACCCCAUGAGCCCUGCAGGACCCCCCCACCCAACCCCAACCCCAGUGCUUCUUUGGGGGCUGGCUGGUGGCACUUCUGAGAGGGCACAUGGUCGGGAAGGUGCAUUUUGUUCGGCGCUUGGAUUUGUUGUCAUUUUCCUGCUCUCUUUCGGUUGGCAUUCUUCCCUCAUCCCCCCCCGGACUCUGCUGCUAACAGGACUGAUCCGACCGUCUGGGAUUUUGCUGUACCCAAUAAUAAAGCAACCCCUACCAAAUGAUUGUUAUGCUCUUUUACUCUAACACACACACCCCCACACAAAAAAACAACCCAGGAUGGUCUUUGUGUUUAAGCAGUGAUUUCUUUGCUGUUUUUAGGAGCAUACAAAGCUGCCUUAUACUGAACCAGACCUUUGGUCCAUCUAGCUCAGUAUAGUCUACAUCAGUUUCCCAAACUUGGGUCUCUGGCUGUUUUUGGACUACAGUUCCCAUCAUCCCUGACCACUGAGUCCUGAGGCCUUCUGGCGGUUCCCUCGCUGCGAGAAGCCAAGUUACAGGGAACCAGGGAGAGGGCCUUCUCGGUAGUGGCACCCGCCCUGUGGAACACCCUCCCACCAGAUGUCAAAAAGAAAAAUAACUACCAGACUUUUAGAGGACAUCUGAAGGCAGCCCUGUUUAGGGAGGCUUUUAAUGUUUAAUCGAUUAUUUUAUUUUAUUUUUCUGUUGGAAGCCGCCCAGAGUGGCUGGGGAAACCCAGCCAGAUGGGCGGGGUAUAAAUAAUAAAUUAUUAUUAUGCUAGCUAGGGAUGAUGGGCAUUGUAGUCCCAAAACAGCCUGAGACCCAAUUUUGGGAAACACUGGUCUCCAUUGACUGGCAGUGGCUCCCCAGGGGCAGGUCCCCUACCACUGAGCUGUGGCCCUUCUCGGUUUGUCGUGCUCUUGGCAAGGUUUCCCUGCUGUGUGAAGUGAGUGGCAGCGUCUCCUCGCCUUCCUCUCUCCACAUAAGACCUGGUGCUCUUUCAGUUGCAGCGUCAGCUUUUCUCCACGUGGGGGUGCUCCUGGCUAGCUUUCCCCCAACAAUUACAAACACUACAUAGCUCUUGUGCUUGUUGCUUGCAGCAUGGGCAAAUGUAUGCUUUAUGCAAAAGUUGGGGUGGGGAUGAGGGCGGUGCUGGUGGAAGCCUGAUGCUCAGGCGGUUGCUGCCUGCUGGGGGUUUCCUGGUUACUGUCACCUUUGGCAGUGACAGUGGAACGGAAGGUUAGCGACGCUAAGAGAGAAUUUGCAGAACUCGGUUAAAACAAGGGUGAAGCACUAAAACUGCUAGCACAUUUGCAAAGCUAAACUGAGUCCGGUAGGGUUUCAAAUUGGAUGGGGGGACCAUGUGUUGAGAUUCCUGCAUUGCAGAGGGUUGGGCUAGAUGACCCUCACGGUCCCUUCCGACUCUACAUUUCUAUGAGUCUAUGCAUGAUUAUGUACUUCUCAGUAGCAUUCUCUCCCCCCCACGCACCCAGCCCUCUGAAAAAAGGGAGAGAAAGCUAUUAUGAAGCUGUCAGCGUUUAUGAAAAGGAAAACUAACUACUGCAUAUGCAAAAGCUACAACCUAUCCAUCUUAAUCUGGAGGGGAAAGGAUAACUUGCUAAGCAGAUUUACUUUCAACUCAGAAAGUCUACGGCAUGCUUGACUGUUUCAACACUUCUAAGGCAUAGUAAUACAAAUAUGCUUCUAGUCAAACUACAGGCUGCCAUGUCAGAUCACAUCCGACUGCUCUUUCUACUUAGGAUUUCUUACUCCAUUCAUUUGCAUCUUGCUGCUUUUUCCAGUUUAUUCUUUCUGCACUUGGUUAUUUAUGCUCUUUUCAGGUGAACUCUUACUCAUUCCCUUAUCUCGUUCAGCCCUGCUGCCAGUUGUACUCGGUUUUGCAAUGCAGGAUUGUCAUCUGCGGUUAUUUGGUGGCCCAAAUAGGCAGGGGAUUAAAAUAAAUUAAUAAACCCACUUCUGCUGAUGGACUGUUUUGGGGGUGCAUCUUUGUUUGGUACAGACUCUUCCUUCUCAGUAAUGUUUUUCUACAUACAUGUCUUUAUCAACCAACCUCCCCCCUUUUUUUUAAAGCCUUCUGUAGUAGCUCAUAUUAUGCAGCACUUUAUAUUGUGACAUCUGCAGUUCUUUAUACAGUCAUACCUCGGUUUAAGUAUGCCUCGGUUUGAGUAUUUUCAGUUUAAGUACUCCGCGGACCCGUCUGGAACGGAUUAAUCCACUUUCCAUUAUUUUCAAUGGGAAAGUUCACUUCAGGUUAAGUACGGACUUCUGGAAGCAAUUACACUCAUACCUCGGGUUAAGUACGCUUCAGGUUGAGUACUCUGCGGACCCGUCUGGAACAGAUUAAUCCACUUUCCAUUACUUUCAAUGGGAAAGUUCACUUCAGGUUAAGUACGCUUCAAUUUAAGUACUCCACGGACCGUCUGGAACGGAUUAAUCCACUUUCCAUUACUUCAAUGGGAAAGUUCGCUUCAGGUUAAGUACGCUUCAGGUUAAGUACAGACUUCUGGAACCAACUGUGUUUGUAAAUCGAGGUACCACUGUAUCUGAAAAGUUUUAAACUGUAGAUUGGUUUGGUUAUCCUCUGUCCUAUCACAUUCUGCUUAAAGGAGAAUAGUGCGCAGCGACAACUUGUAUAUUUGUCCAUAGACGUGAGAGAAGCUGUGUGUGUGUGUGUGUGUGUGUGUAGAGAGAGGGGGCGGGAAAUAUAUGUUCUCAUUUGGGCUGCCAAGUAAUAGCAGAUGACAAUUGCAUGCUCCUGCUUUUACAGUCAAUGUUGUAAGCCACCCAGAGAUCUUUUUAGUUGUCAGAUGGCCUAUUAUUUUAUGUACAUAAAAUAAUACAAACCCCAGCAGGCUGCAAGCAUAUUUUAAGGCAACCUUCUCUAAUAUGGUGUCUUUUAGAUGUUUUGGACUACAUUUUCCAUCAGCCUCAGCCAGCAUGGGGGACAGCUGACUUAAAGAAAUAAUACAAAGCGUAGUUGAAAAUUAAAUUCUAGAGUGAUGGCUGUGUUAGCCUGUGGCAGCACCAGAGUCUUGUGACACCUUAAAGACAAAAGCUGCUAUCCUGGCCCUGUUCCCCAGGGGAAAGUGCUGCUGUACUCAAUGGGGCUUGCUUUUGAGUACUGUAUGUAGAGCCUACCAUUGUAUGCUGGAAUUAACUUCAUCAGGUGCCUUAUCCUUUUAUACAUCCAGGUGUAUAAGAGAAAAGGCACACUUACAGUGAAAUGUAAACUAUACGGUAAUAAUUCAAGUAAAGCUUUAAAAUAUGCAAAAUAAGCAUUCACCUUUCACAACAGCAGUAAUUGAUGGGACAUUGUCAAGUAUGUAAUGGGUAGUUUGCUAUCGAUAAUUUUGAGCUCAGAAAGCAACCUUCACCUCCCCCACCCCUCAAAAAAUCUGAAGCCAACCAAGUUGCAAAAUAUAAAUGGAGCAGAGAAAAAAGCAGGGGGGAGAAAAAUGGUUUGAUAAAGACCACACAUGACACACACUAAGGAAGCACCUCUAAUUUAAAAAUCUGAUUCAGUCAUUGUCCACAGCGAAAUGUGGCAUCUUCACGACACUGUCCUGUACCAGGAAAGAAAGAAGAUAAGGUGAAAAGUUGGUGUUUGGAACAAGUCCCCUGAUACAAAGUAAGAAACAACCAGGAAUAAAACCACAAAUUUAAACUGAGCUCAAGCUCAUUCAGAGUCUCCAGAACUGUCAAUAGAUUGGGGGGGGGGGUCUUUUAAAUAAAUAUUUGUGUUAAUCCAGUUGAAGAAUGGAAUUCAAUAAAAGUUUAAUACACUCCACUAAUGCAAUAUUGUGGAGUGUGUACAGCUGGUUAUAUGUUGGUAACAAUCUGUCAUAGGCACCAGUCAUCCAGACUGUUUUUGGUCCAUCUUGGGAAGGGCCUUAGCUCUGCUUUUCAUGCAGAAGCUCCCGGGUUCAAGCCCCAACCUUUCUUGGUAGGGCUGGGAGAGACUCCUGCCUGAAAUCCACUGCCUCUAAGUUGACAAUACUGGGAUGGAUGAAUCAAUGGUCUGACUCAGUAUAAGGCAGCUCCUUGUAUUCCUAACCACAUGUAGGAAGAAUAAACUAUGACGACUUAAACUCAUAUAUCAUGCCAAGUAAACAUGCUUUCAGAUAAACACUGUUUUAGACAAGGCUUAAUUAAGCCUAUCUGCUUAAAUGAUGACACACACGCACCUGCUGAGGAAAUACAGGCAGGAUUUUGAGAUACAAAAUUGGGAUGCUGGAAUAAUGUAGCAGGUUACCUUGGGUUACUCCAUUCCCAAUUUUAGGAUUCUGGGGCCCAUCUCCACUACAAAUGUCUCUUGGUUUUGUACCAGCCUGAACUUUCAUAGCUUCUGGCAAGGAACCUUAGCUGUUGCAUACCUGCAACUUGGGAUAACCCUGCAUGGUAGUUGCUAUGUGUGUCCUUGAAAGAAUCGUGUAUACUGGUGGCCCCUUUCCAUUUCUGGAAGUCACUGUGAUGAAAUCAAUAUAAUUGUGUUCCAAUAAAUUCAAGCGGACUCAUUCUACACAAUGGCUGUAAGACAGAAUUCUUUUACCCACAUACUUUCUCCCUGAUUUCCCAGCCGUGUGUGUCUACUAAUCAUUAGCAUUUCAAAGUGGUGUAUGUAAAAAUAAACCAUAUGGAGAAUAAAACAAUAAAAAGUCAUUAUCAAACCAAAAACCACUUUAAAAUGCCCACUGCAACAACAAAGUCUUUGUAAUUCCCCUUUCUUUUGCUGCAUUGUAAAUGGUACUUGCAGAGUAUAAAAGUCUCUUGUGAUGCAGCAAAAGGAGGAGGGGGCGCUUUUGGAAGGGGGGGUGCACUGCACACAUGCGCCCCUUGUAGAGUUGUCACUUGGUGGUAAAAAAAAUGCAUUGCAUGUCAGAAGUGCCAGGUUCAAUCCCUGGCAACUCCAUGGAUCUUAAGCUGA
Zootoca vivipara (common lizard) is the source of this 7110-nucleotide messenger RNA. It is a transcript of the gene TSPAN17, whose product is annotated as tetraspanin 17. The record is from RefSeq and is a predicted model, not a curated record. Gene Ontology annotation, cellular component: plasma membrane. NCBI's taxonomy places the organism in Eukaryota, Metazoa, Chordata, Lepidosauria, Squamata, Lacertidae.